UGAAAGUUACCGAUUUGAAAGAAUAUUUGAGAUUAAGGGGGAUAGGUGUAACCAACAUGAAAAGGAAUGAAUUAGUAAGGUUGUGCACUGCUGUUGAAGGGCUAAAUCUACCACUUGACCCAGAUAUGUGUACGGACCGGGUCACAAACACUGUAGCAGAAUUGCUGAAAAGCAACGGGAUUGACAACAUGUCUUCUCUACAAGGAUUCACCAAGGACCUUUCCAAUAUUCCGAAUGUGUCACUGUAUGAUGUUUUUAACUAUCUGCUGUAUAACACUUCAAACUAUGAUCGUAGAAAGUUGAAGGCCUACAAAUCUUCUGAAGAUUACCGUUUGUAUUUCGAUGGUUAUGUAGAGAGUCUUGAAAUGACCGAGUUGAACAGUUUAUUUAUAUUUUUGGCUGCCAUCAAACCUACACAGAAAGACAAAACAUAUCUUAAUACCUCCACAUAUGAUGCCUGGAUCGUAAUGGACAAUGCUGGUGAUGUGAAGGCAGCAUAUUGUACAUGCAUAGGAGGUGCUGAUGGUGGUUGUCGACACAUAGGUGCAACACUGUAUGAAAUUGAAGGAUUUGAGGCAAAAUCAGUUACUGAUGGUGACAAUCUAUGGUUGAAAAGGGCAAGGCAGCAUGAUUGUCCAGUUCCAAUUAAAAAGUUGAAAAUUAUGAAAGCAAGGUAUUCAACUGCUGAUCAAGCUGACAAUGGAAUGCAAGAUGGUGCCCAUGAUUUUGACCCGCGGUCUUCAGAUAACAGAGAUGAUUAUGGAGCUGAACAAAUGUUAAACAUUGCUAGACAGUUAAAAGCAAUAUCACCAGAACUGCAGGCAUUAGAUUUGUUGGAAGACCCAUCAGAAUUGGAUGAAGAGGUGGAUUUCGUAGCAUGUGAUAGAUGUGAAAAGUGGUCGAUGAUGUCAGCAGCUGUUAAUGCUACUCCAGAAACCCUGUCAACUAUUCUGAUAGAACGAGAUGAAGUGUUGCACGUUGAACGUUGUACUGUUGAUCAGUCAGAUAAUGAUACUUGGUUUAAGUUGAGGAAAGGUAGAAUAACUGCGUCAAAUUUUUUUAAAGUCUGUAGAGCUGUUGAUAAUUUGAAAUGCCCUCCUUCGUUAAUGAAAAGUCUACUAGGGGAAUAUGAUUUAUCUCAUUAUGAAGUACCGUCUCUUGAAUGGGGGAAGAGGAAAGAGAAAGCUGCAUUGGACCUUUACAUACGUGUAAACAGACAUAAACAUAAAGGCUGUAUGUCAGAGAAAAAGGGACUUCGUAUCUACACACGGUUGCCUUAUGUUGGAUGUUCUGUCGAUGGAUUGUUCUCAUGUAAGUGUCAUGGUGAGAAUCUAGUGGAAGUUAAAUGUCCGUUUGCUGACAAGAACUUGAAUCCUAAGGAAGUUGCCCUUAAAAAAGGAUGUGUGCUAGAUUCAAGUGGUGAACUUCAUGUAACUGACAAAUGCGAAUAUUACCAUCAAAUUCAAGGACAAAUGGGUAUAUAUGGAAUCCACAAAUCAGACUUGGUUGUAUUCACAAAGAAAGGAAUUGCUGUUGCUAGUGCUACAUUUGAUCCUCUGUUUUUUGAAAGAAUGUGUAAAAAGUUUCAGCUUUUCUUCCAAAAUCAUUUGGCUAAUGCACUUAUAUCAUGUCAAUGA
Mytilus trossulus (common blue mussel) is the source of this 1637-nucleotide messenger RNA. RefSeq lists its product as uncharacterized. The transcript has 4 exons. NCBI's taxonomy places the organism in Eukaryota, Metazoa, Mollusca, Bivalvia, Mytilida, Mytilidae. Gene Ontology annotation, molecular function: zinc ion binding. The record is from RefSeq and is a predicted model, not a curated record. The coding region runs from base 57 to 1637 and encodes 526 amino acids.